AUGGAUGGAGCAGGGAAUAUAUUACCUUUGGCAUACGGAGUUAUAGAUUCGGAAAAUGAUGCUUCUUGGACAUGGUUCUUUGAACAAUUCAAAGAAGCCUAUGGAGAAAGAGAGAAUAUGUGUGUAGUAUCUGACCGACAUAAUAGCAUAAUUAAGGCUGUAUCUAUUGUAUACAACAAUGUCCAACAUUACGCCUGCAUAUGGCACUUGUGGGCUAAUGUAUGUAAGAAUUUUCGAAAAGCAAAUGAUCAAUUGAGUGAAGUAUUCUACACUAUGGCAAAGGCAUAUACUCAAAGUGAUUUUGAUAAGCUAAUGAAAAGGGUUGAGCAGUUUGAUGUAAGGGUUAAGAAUUACUUGGAGAUGGUUGGAUAUGAGAAGUGGGCAAGGUUGUAUGCACCAGUUCCUCGUGGUUGGGUUAUGACAUCGAAUAUUGCAGAGUGCAUCAAUUCGACGUUAGUAGCAGCAAGAGAAUUACCAAUAUUUGACUUUCUUGAACAAGUGCGAUUGAUGUUUGCUAGAUGGAAUUGCACAAAUCGGAAAAAUGCAUCAUGCACAUUCACACUACUUGGGAAGAAGUUUCAAGAGAUGCUUUUGCUUAAUGAAUCAAAAUCGGGGCGUAUGAUGGUUGCCCCGUCAACUGAUUACGUUUAUUCCGUAAGUGAUGAAGGGAAGAGUUAUAUUGUAUGCUUGGAAAAAAAGACUUGCAGUUGCAACAUGUUUCAAGUUGACGGUAUACCGUGCUCACAUGCGUGGAGUGUGUUGAAUAAAAAUCGCAUGCUUCCGGAAGAAUAUUGUUCAGAAUUUUAUAAGCGAGGAACAAUAUUGAAAACAUAUGAAGUCCCUAUAUAUCCUCUACCUGACAAAGGUGAAUGGAACAUACCUGAACACAUUGCUACCGAAGUUGUGUUGCCACCAAAAUUCAAGCGACCUCCAGGAAGGCCAAAAAAGCAACGUGAAAAGUCAUUUAGCGAGCUGAGCAAAAGGAAGGGUACCAAUUCUUGUAGUACAUGUGGACAACAAGGUCAUAAUAGGCGUUCAUGUCGAACUGCAACACGAAAUGCAUAG
This is a messenger RNA of Solanum pennellii, 1065 nucleotides long. RefSeq lists its product as uncharacterized. Gene Ontology annotation, molecular function: nucleic acid binding; zinc ion binding. The transcript is spliced from 3 exons. The record is from RefSeq and is a predicted model, not a curated record. NCBI's taxonomy places the organism in Eukaryota, Viridiplantae, Streptophyta, Magnoliopsida, Solanales, Solanaceae. The coding region runs from base 1 to 1065 and encodes 354 amino acids.